This is a messenger RNA of Archocentrus centrarchus (flier cichlid), 5923 nucleotides long. RefSeq lists its product as uncharacterized. The record is from RefSeq and is a predicted model, not a curated record. The transcript has 7 exons. NCBI's taxonomy places the organism in Eukaryota, Metazoa, Chordata, Actinopteri, Cichliformes, Cichlidae. Bases 860 to 5923 code for a protein of 1687 amino acids. Gene Ontology annotation, molecular function: zinc ion binding; nucleic acid binding.
CACAUAAAACCUCAUUUAGAGCUCUUCAGGAUAUUUUUUUUAAAUAUUUCAAAUAUUUUGUUCUGAUCCCAUUUCCCUGUGCAAAUUUUUUGUUCCAAUUCUGUAGGUAACACAGAUCCUGACUGAGAUACAUUGAAGUGCACUGUAAGGCCCUGUUCAGGAAAUCUUUGCUUCACAUAACAAAGAAAAUGAAAAAAAGAUCAUUUAGUACCAAUUUUAAAAGACCUGCCCCUGAAUUUAUUCAUCAGCUUCGUUUUUUGUGCUUGACUCCAUCCUGCCAUGUUUUCUGCAGUUGGCUGUGGCAAACACUCCAACAAAUGUGGUGAAAUCUGGAAAGCCAGCGCAGAGCGUGAUGUUCUUGUUGUUGUCCUGGAAUCAUGAAUGCAGAACCUUCCCAUCUUGAAGUGCUGUAAUUCAGCCUGUUCAUUCAUGAUCUUGUGGGCUUCCUCAAGUUGCUUCUUCAAGUGGGCAGUUCAGCAUAGUCAUGAUCAAGGUGUGGAGGGGCUGUCUCGUCACUGGAAGAAGAAGGGAAAAUAACAUUAAGCAACAUUUUUUACAGGAGAGCUCAAAUUAAAGCAGUGAUUAAUCUUCAGUCUAAUGUGGAGGUUGUCAAGGAAGUAAUUACAGCCCUCACUUUAUCAACAUUGUUACCAGUUUUCACUCCAAUGUGCUUGUAUACUGUUUAUGGCUUCCCGGUUUAUGCAAUUUCUAAAUGUUUUAGCUUCUGAUGACUCAGCAGGGAGCUUUCACACAACCUCCUCUACUUUACCCAGAUGCAGUCAUGCUCAGCCCACAUGGCCCAUCUUUACUGUCUGUGAUCAGCUCCAGAUAAGAAGGAGAACCUGCUUUACCAUUCAACAUGUGGAUGCGUAUGUUCAGCAAUUACUUGCUGGUAAUUAAUGCAACAGGGAAUGCUUGGCCUGAUGCCCGGAAGAGAGCGACAUUAUUACACUGCUUAGGAGCCGAAGGUCAACGAAUUUUCUACUGCCUAACAAACACAGGUGACACUUUUUCUUCCGCUGUUGCUGCUUUGGAAAAACACUUCUCGCCUAAAGUCAACAUUGUUGUAGAGCGGCAUGCUUUCAGAAAGCGAACACAAGCACCACAUGAGACAGUUGAGCAGUAUGUGACUGCCUUACGUGACCUUGGUUCUAAAUGUGACUUUGAUGAUAAGACAGAGGAAAUGAUCCGUGAUCAGUUAGUCGAACACAUUUCCAACUCCAGCAUAAGAGAGAGACUUCUGCUCGAACCUGACCUGACAUUAGAUAAAGCUGUUACUCUCGCAGCACAAAUGGAAUCCGCAGCUUACCAAGCUAAAGCACUAACAGUUAACAGCAACAGACAUGUCCAAGCCAUACAAUCUCGUUCAUACUCAGCUACACAGCGUAAUAAAUCUGGUGUUCGACCUGUUAAGUCACCUUCUGCUACAUCAACGCCUGCUAAAAGUUGCUUUAGGUGUGGUUCAAACAAACACCUUGCUAAUGCUCGCCAGUGUCCAGCUGCUAAAGCUACAUGUAACCUCUGCCAAAAAGUUGGUCACUUUGCUCGUGUCUGCUGCUCAUCUAAGACAAGACAAGUUCGUGAAGUUCAGCUACCAGAUCUAACUGUGCUAUAUUUGGGAGACACUUUGCAUGCAUCAAAAACCCUACAGUGUGACAUUGAAUUAAGCACGCCUACUUCACCUACCAAGACCCUUCGUCUCACUGUCGAUACAGGCUCUGCAGUUUCCAUACUGCCUCAUCAAACCUACAAAGAACACUUCAUUGGAACACCACUGUGCCCCCCUGACCUCCGCCUAGUUACUUAUACAAAGAAAACAAUCCCUGUACUAGGCUGCUUACAAGUUGAAGCAAGUAGAGGAAUUACUACUACGCCAGCUACAUUUUUUGUUGUAAAACAGGGAACUCCUCUUCUUGGCCGUGACUUGAUGGAGACACUGCACAUCUGCAUCGCUGGAGGUGCUGUUCUUCCUCCAUGCACUGCCCCUGCUGCUCCCGUGAUGACAACAGAUGGAUCACCUACAUCGCCCAUCCCUGCUGCUCCUGAUAUAGGCUGUGUGAAAUCCUUUGUUCAUAAAGUAAAACUAGAUCCUUCAGUUAAACCUGUACGGCAGAAGCUUAGACGCCUUCCUUUCGCAGUGAGAGCUCCAGUUGCAGCCGAACUGGACCGCCUCCUGAAAGCUGGAGUCAUUGAACAAAUCGAUGCAUCACCAUGGGUUUCACCAAUUGUGGUAACAGGACGUAAAACAGGAGGAAUACGACUGUGUGCAGACCUCCGUGAACCAAACAAAGCUGUGAUCACAGACUGCUAUCCUCUGCCACAUGUGGAUGAGUUGUUUGUCAGUUUACAAGGUGCCACACUAUUUUCUACGAUUGACCUGGCCAAUGCGUACUACCAGCUGCCUCUGCAUGAAGAUAGCAGAGAUUUAACUGCAUUCAUUACACAUGAAGGUCUCUUCAGAUUCCGCAGAGUUCCUUAUGGACUUGCCUCCGCGCCCUCAGCUUUUCAAAAAAUGAUGUCUGAGAUUCUCCAAGGUCUUCCUGGUGUCCAGAAUUACCUGGAUGACCUCAUCAUCUACGGUAAAACUCCUGCUGAGCAUGACAGCAACCUGAAUGCAGUGCUUCACAAGCUCAAAACUGCUGGCCUGGUGCUAAAUGAAAACAAAUGCCACUACAGAAAGACAUCUUUACGCUUUUUGGGUCAUGUCAUAACAGCAGAUGGCAUUCUCCCAGACAAAGAACACAUUGAUGCUGUUUUGAAUGCUCCUCCACCCACUGAUGCUGCUGCAUUGAGGUCCUUCCUUGGGUUGGUGUCUUGGUAUUCCAAGUUCUUGCCCAACUUUGCAACUAUUGUGGCUCCAAUGCGUUCUUGUGGAAGUGGAACAAGCAACUAUGUAUGGACCACUGAAGCACAGAAAAGCUUUGAAGAAAUUAAGCAGCUUCUGGUGAACAGCCCUGCUCUUGCACUGUUUAAUCCUAACCUACGCAUCGUGAUAUCCACUGAUGCCAGUGAUUAUGGACUGGGUGCUGUUUUUGCCCAAGUUCAGCCUGAUGGAACAGAGAAGCCUGUGGCCUUUGCUUCCCGCACACUUUCUGCACCUGAACAAAAGUACUCUACUGUCGAGAAGGAAGCACUAGCAUGCGUGUGGGCUACAGAGAAAUGGAGAACAUACUUAUGGGGUCGACGCUUCACCCUUCGAACGGACCAUCAAGCUCUGACCACACUUCUGAGCACAAAAGGAAUGAACAGAGCUGGAAUGCGCAUUGCACGAUGGUCUGCCCGCCUGUUGUGUUUUGACUAUGAUGUCGUUUACCGACCGGGUUCUCAGAACUACACAGCAGAUUGCCUAUCACGCCUGCCUCUGCCGGUGAUUUCGGAUCUGGUACCAGACGCUGAUCCAGAAAUGGUCUGCGUGUGCAAAUGGAAAAAGGCUGGCCCGCCUCCAUUAAAUCAGUCAGUGAUUCACUUGCUCCUUACUACAAGAUCAGAGAUGAACUCUCCACCUACAAUGACUACAUUCUCAGAGAGUCCACGGCUGUGUGUGGAUUAUCGGCCCCUAAAUGAGCGCACCAUCAAAGACGCUUACCCCCUGCCACGCAUCCAGGACACCCUGGAUACGCUGUCCACAGCCAAGUACUUCAGUACACUGGACCUGACAUCCGGGUACUGGCAAGAUAGCAACCAGAUGUUGGAGCGGCUUGAACAGGUCUUUGCUAGGCUAUGCAAAGCCAACCUAAAGCUAAAACCUUCAAAGUGCUGCCUUUUCCGAGAGCAAGUCGCCUACUUGGGGCACAUCAUCUCGGCCGGGGGCAUUGCUACUGACCCCCAGAAGGUUCAGCAAGUGAUUGAAUGGCCUGCACCUCGGAAUGUCACAGAGGUGCGACAGUUUGUUGGCUUGGCUUCCUACUACCGCCGCUUUGUGGAGGACUUCGCCACAAUAGCCAAGCCACUCCAUGAACUCACUAAGAUGUAUGCACACUUCAAAUGGACUGCUGAGUGCCAGGAAGCGUUUGAGGAAUUAAAAAGGCGUCUUACAGUAGCACCCAUUUUGGGCUACCCCCUGGACCAGGGCGAGUUUCUCCUCGAUACGGAUGCCAGUGACUGUGGGAUCGGCGCAGUCCUCUCCCAAGUACAGGGAGGCGAGGAGAGGGUCCUGGCUUAUGGGAGCAGGCGGCUGUCAGCCACCGAACAAAACUACUGCACGACCAGACGAGAGCUCCUGGCGGUUGUAGAGUUCACGUCCCAUUUCAGACAGUAUUUGUUGGGCAGGCCCUUCACGGUUCGCACUGAUCAUAGCAGCCUCCGCUGGUUAACUAGGCUGAGGGAGCCAGAGGGUCAGCUCGCCCGCUGGUUAGAGAAGCUGGCAGAGUACGACUUCAAAGUGUUGCAUCGGCCUGGAAAAAGCCACCAAAAUGCCGAUGCACUUUCCAGGAGGCCAUGCCGUACGUCGUGCACCUGCAUGGCUCCAGAUCCCAAAUUCAACAGUAGCCAGUUCCAGCAUAAAGGUGUGCAGUGCAACCUAAUGGACCCCCCUACCGUCAUUAACCCCCCAGGGCACCCUCGAGUGGGGGUAGUGGACCCUCAGGUCGGCAGUAGCGAUGGUUCUGUAGGUCACCCAAGCAUCCACCGGUUGAUGAUGCAGCAGAUGCACGAUGGCCCAGUGGGUGGUCAUUUUGGGGCAGAGAGGACUCUGGCGCGCCUGAAAAACAGAUACUACUGGUAUAACAUGAAGGAUGAUGUGACACUAUGGUGCCGCACUUGUACAAACUGUGCCGCAAAGGCACGGCCACUGAAAACCCCACAUGCAGCGAUGGGCACAGUGCGCGUUGGCGCCCCCAUGGAGAGAAUUGCAGUUGACCUAAUGGGGCCACUAAAUGAGACAGAGAGGCAUAACCGUUUCAUACUAGUGGUGCAGGACUAUUUCAGCAAGUGGGUGGAGGCCUAUGCAGUCCCUAACGAACAAGCAUCCACGGUGGCAGAAAAGAUUGUUUCAGAGUGGUCUGAUGGCCAGGUGGAACGUUUCAAUGCUACCCUCCAGAAAGCAUUAGCCGCCACUGCAGAGCGUUGCCACUGGGACUGGGAUAUAAUGAUCCCGUAUGCUGUCAUGGCUUAUCGGGCAACCAAACACAGUUCCACAGGGCUGACCCCUAACAUGAUGCUUUUCGGACGAGAGGUAACCGAGCCCCUUGACUUGGUUGCUGGUCUGCCACCCGACGAUAUGCACAACAACACUCUCCCACAUUAUGUGGUGCAGCUCAGGGAAAGGUUGGAACUUUCUCAUCAGCUGGCACGGGAGGCCCUUGGGAAAUCUAGUGAGCGUGCUAAGAGACAGUAUGACAAGAACAGCUGCCAGGUGCAGUACCCAGUUGGUGCUGCUGCAGUGUGGUAUCUGGUUAAAGGGACCAAGAGAGUGAGACACAGAGUCCGCAAGUUCCUACCUUCCUACGAGGGACCUUACUUUGUAAUAGGCCAGUUGGAUGAUCUGGUCUACCGCAUUAAAAAGGGACCAAGAACAAAGGCUAAAGUGGUUCAUCAUGAUAGGCUUAAGCCUUAUCACUCCAGGACUCUGCUGGACAAUGGCUGGGUCUUCCAAGAACCCGAUCUGACAGCAGCGGCUGAGGUACCUCCUCCAACGCCCGACGAGGAUGACCCCGACACCGACCUCGGCCCCCUCAACCUGUGGGACACUCAGCCAACAGCCGAUGGUCCUGAUGCAGGAGUUUCCUCGGGAGCUGUUUCCCCACUACCUGCCCUGCAGCCUCCGCAUGGAUCCCUCCAGCCCGAAGUGGAUGUGGCUGGUGGGCUGUGCCCAACUGCGAGACCAGACCGUCACCCCCCUCCAAGCACCACAUCCCGUUGCAGGCCGCAGCGGAGAUGGAGGGCACCUGACCGGUUUGGUGACUGGUUAAUGGACCAAGGCUAA